Messenger RNA from Giardia duodenalis, 1902 nucleotides. RefSeq names its product VSP S8. The transcript has a single exon. The coding region runs from base 1 to 1902 and encodes 633 amino acids. The record is from RefSeq and is a predicted model, not a curated record. Lineage: Eukaryota; Fornicata; Diplomonadida; Hexamitidae.
AUGUUCGAGAAAAUCAUCUUCGGAAUCGCCAUCCUGCAAGUGGUAUGGGCAGCAACGACAUGCACAGAGGCUAGCAGUGACCCGCAAACAGGACAGUGCGCAACAGGAAAGUGCGACGUCUGGAUUGGGGGCUCAAACUUCUGCUCCCAGUGCUCGACAGCAGCAGAAUACCUUAUCAACGGACUCUGUUAUCCAGAUAACAAAGACAACGGAUGCGAGGGACAGCCAUCUACUGGCGUUUGCACCCAGUGUGCUCAGGGCUUCUUCCUGCACAGGGGAGGGUGCUACAAGAUAGGGACGGAGCCGGGGAAUCUCAUUUGCGAGGACACGCAGGCGUCACAAACUCAAGGGGUCUGCGAGGCGUGCAGCUCGGGAUAUUUCAAGAAUCCAGCUGCUGAUGCUGCAGGGACGCCACCCUGUAUAGCAUGCAACGACACGGUCGGUAACAGUAAUAACGUGGGGAUCGCCAACUGUAAGACGUGCGCCUCUCCCAGUGCAGCCGGAACUGAGAAUGCACCACAGACCGCCACGUGCACAGCAUGCGUGGACGGGUUCUCCCCGGAUUCUACUGGGAAGACAUGCGUAGCGGUACAAUGCGCAGAGAACUGCCUGACCUGCACCAGCAGUGGAGAAGACAAGUGCAAGUCAUGUAAGGAUGGCUACUUCCUGGGCGCAGCCUCUGGUGGAGAGGGCAAGUGCAUCAAGUGCAAUGACACAACAGGAGCUAACAGCUACAAAGGAAUUGCUAACUGCGCCAAGUGCACUCAGCCACAGAGUGCUGGCCCUGCAGUUUGCACUGAGUGCGCCGCAGACCUCUACUUGAAAAUAGAUAGAGGCGUUAUGGAGUGCGUCGCGGCAGCAGGAUGCGGCGAGGGCUUCUUCCCGACAACCGUCGGCGGUGUUAAGAAGUGUAUUGGCUGUAGUGAAGCCGGAAACGGUGGCAUAGACAAAUGCGCAAAGUGCACGCUUAAGACGCCUGCUCCUGAGGCAGGAGUCAAGGUCACCUGCUCUGAGUGCGACAGUCAAAAGAAGCUUAGCCCCCUCAAGGACGAGUGCAUGGACAGCUGCCCCGCCGGGACAUACGACAAGCAAAACGUCUGUACCCCUUGCCACUCGUCGUGCGCCAGCUGCACAGAUGCGACCAGCACUACUUGCACCGCAUGCUACCCUGGGUUUGUGUUGAACGCUGCAUCCGGUGCGUCUGCUGGCACAUGCAUCCCAGAGUGCACAGGACAGUACGCAGAGAACUGUGCAGAUGGACAAUGCACGGCCAUCGUUGGGGGCUCGAAGUACUGCAGCAAGUGCAAGGCCGGAUACGUUCCAGUGGACGGCGUCUGUGUGUCGACAACGACAAGAGCAGUAACUGGAUGCACCCCGGGUGAUGGGGUAUGUACUGCGUGUACAGGUUCAUACUUUCUGCAAUCGGGUGGGUGCUAUCAGUCAACAACGUAUCCUGGUAAUACUCUCUGCUCUAGUGCUACCAAUGGAAAGUGCCAGACAUGUGCCAACGGGCAAACAGCAGAUAACCAAGGCUCCUGCCCGGCGUGUCCGGAUGGGUGCUCAAAGUGCACGGGAAGUGCUUCUCCACAGCAGUGUCAAACUUGUCUCCCCGGAUACUACAAGUCCGGGGAUAGCUGCGUGAAGUGUGAUGCUAGUGCCAACGGAAUAGUUGGUGUGCCUAAUUGCAUAAGCUGCGCUCCUCCAGCUGGUGGUAGUGGCUCUGUUACUUGCUAUGUUAAAACAGAUGGCACUAGUGGUGGUGAUGAUAACACCGGUGGUAGCGCCAACAGGAGCGGCCUCAGCACAGGCGCCAUAGCGGGGAUCUCCGUCGCUGUCAUCGUCGUCGUGGCCGGCCUCGUGGGCUUCCUCUGCUGGUGGUUCAUAUGCAGGGGGAAGGCGUGA